CUUCAUUUGAUCAAACCUGUCACAACGAAGAAUCCUCUCUAACAUUAUUCUCUACACCCCGUCAUCCAGCUAAACCCUGCGACUAAACACAGCUAUGUCUUACUCGCAAGCUAUUCGUCGAUUCGUCGAGUUCAUCAACUCGGCGGAUGCCGCUAUUGGCAACGAAGUCAUCCACGAGUCAGCCGAGUUUCACGUCCCUUUUGACAAUAAGUCCUUGAAGGGUGCCAGCGGAUACUUAGAGAUGCUAGGCAACAUGCGUGGCGCCUUUCCCGACAUUCAAUGGAGUGUAGAGCAGAUAAUUUCUGAAGGAGACAAAGUGGUUCUACGCUCUAAAACCCGCGGCACCCAAACCGGUCCUUUCAUGGGAUUUCCUCCAUCCGGAAAAACGUUCGAAAUAGUUGGGAUGAACCUCUUUACGUUUUCGGAGGGGAAGAUUGUUAAAGAGCAGGCUUUGCCUGAUCUAUUUGGGAUCCUUGUUCAGAUUGGAGCUGUUCAGCUUCCCUUGUAGAUCCCGGCAGAUGGAGUGCAGGCGUCGACGAUGUGGGGGGCCGCAUAGAUUCAAUCCUUGGCUGUAUUCUUGGUUGUAAAUGAAACACCGUACAGUAAGAAGGCAACCAAUAAUAGAAACACCUCCCUUCAUAUUCGUUAUGAACCACAA
This is a messenger RNA of Fusarium odoratissimum NRRL 54006, 658 nucleotides long. RefSeq lists its product as uncharacterized. Bases 95 to 508 code for a protein of 137 amino acids. NCBI's taxonomy places the organism in Eukaryota, Fungi, Ascomycota, Sordariomycetes, Hypocreales, Nectriaceae. The transcript has a single exon. Gene Ontology annotation, biological process: polyketide metabolic process. The record is from RefSeq and is a predicted model, not a curated record.